UCAGACAGAUCCACUUUUGUUCCUUCUGCAAAUUGUUUCUUAAAUUCAUAAAUCCAAUCUCUUCUCCACCUCCUCCAACAGUACGCACCGCACUGCAUCUUCAAUUCACUCUCUCAAGUUCCCUCUGGUUCGCUCUUCGAUCUAAGAUACAUGGUCUUUUGCAAUGUCUGCCAAGAAGACUGCAAACGUCCAGUUUUCAUCUUGGCCAUUUGAAUAGGAAUUCCUGUAUUGGAUUCCAGGGUUGUUUAUUGUUUUUCAGAAACUGUGCUUCGAUAAAUGGCAUUAGUUACAACUGCUGAAGUUUGUGAUGCAAACCCACAGCUAAUAGUGAGUGGUGAACUUCGAGCUCUUCAGCCUCUUUUUCAGAUUUAUGGUCGGCGCCAAGUCUUUUCCGGACCAGUAGUUACUCUCAAGGUUUUUGAAGACAAUGUUUUGAUUCGUGAGUUUCUUGAGGAGAAAGGCAACGGCAGAGUUCUUGUCGUUGAUGGGGGUGGGAGUCUGAGGUGUGCUAUACUGGGUGGCAACCCUGUUGUACAAGCACAGAACAACGGAUGGGCAGGAAUAGUUGUGAACGGCUGUAUCAGAGAUGUCGAUGAGAUCAAUGGUUGUGAUAUCGGCGUGAGAGCUCUCGCCUCUCAUCCGAUGAAAGCCAACAAGAAGGGGAUUGGCGAGAAACAUGUGCCGAUAACCAUUGGUGGAACAAGGAUCUGUGAUGGGGAAUGGCUCUAUGCAGACACUGACGGCAUCUUGAUUUCUCGAGCAGAGUUGGCGGUCUGAGUCUGUUAACAGAGAGUGCAAGGAAAUUGCAGGUACCGUGCACGGCAAGCAUGCCGUGCCAGAGCCCCUAUUGUUGUGCUUUAUAAGCAGCUUACGCUCUUGCGUGAUGAUGGGUAGUUUGUCAAUUUGUUUUUGAUUAUCCUGUAAUAUUAGCUUUAAGUGUUGUUUCCAACUUUCCAUUAUGGAUCUGACGGUGAUAAGAAUAAUUUAUUAAAGUGAUUUUUGUUCCUAGUUUCAAA
Messenger RNA from Pistacia vera, 1016 nucleotides. Its product is annotated as putative 4-hydroxy-4-methyl-2-oxoglutarate aldolase 2. Gene Ontology annotation, molecular function: ribonuclease inhibitor activity. NCBI's taxonomy places the organism in Eukaryota, Viridiplantae, Streptophyta, Magnoliopsida, Sapindales, Anacardiaceae. The record is from RefSeq and is a predicted model, not a curated record. The coding region runs from base 277 to 777 and encodes 166 amino acids. Gene Ontology annotation, biological process: regulation of RNA metabolic process. The transcript is spliced from 3 exons.